Messenger RNA from Chara braunii, 753 nucleotides. The record is from the annotation of a GenBank genome assembly. NCBI's taxonomy places the organism in Eukaryota, Viridiplantae, Streptophyta, Charophyceae, Charales, Characeae.
CCAAGCUCGACGUUGCCGGAUUUUUUUUUCUAAUUGUGUGCACAAUGUGUGCCUUUGUUUCUUGCCCACUCAAACCCCUCCCGUCCUCCCCUCCCUCCCAAUGUUUCUUCAACUUUUUUGAGAGCCUAAUUUUUUUUUUCCCCUUGGUUGUGCAUGCAGGAGAUUUUUCGGAACCGCAAGGCUGAAAUAAUUGAUCACUGGACAAAGGAUGGUUUUAUUACCAUUCUACAGGAGGAAGGCGAUGCUCUGCUGGGGAGUACUGACAGUGUGCGGCUAUCGGAUAGCACAGGCACAGGCACAGGCACAGGCACAGGCACAGACACAGGCACAGGCACAGGCACAGGCACAGGCACAGGCAGAGGCACAGGCACAGGCACAGGCACAGGCACAGACACAGGCACAGGCACAGGCACAGGCACAGGCACAGGCAUAGGCACAGGCACAGGCACAGGCACAGGCACAGAAUCGCACAGCUCUACAGGGACUGUUGUCCCGUCAUUCUCCUCUCGCGCUUCGUGGGACAAUGAUGUGGGUCAGCUCAACAUCUCUGCUAUGGACAACUGGCGGAAGGCUACGAAGGAGGACGCAGUAGCUGCUAAAGCAGUCCUGCGUCGAGUAAGAGCGUCAUGGUCUCCCCAGAUUGAAGAACUCAGAGCAAUCAUCGAUGAGAUGGAAUCAGGUUAAGUGUCUUAUCAUCUAUCCCUAACAUAUAUGUGGUUGGAUCACUCAGUGUUGACAGCUGGAUAUGGAUCU